Molecule: messenger RNA, 708 nt
Organism: Penicillium cataractarum
Lineage: Eukaryota; Fungi; Ascomycota; Eurotiomycetes; Eurotiales; Aspergillaceae
Exons: 2
Coding region: 1-708 (235 amino acids)
Source: RefSeq, a predicted model, not a curated record
AUGGGCAGGUCUGAGUCCGCACUGCCAGAUAUCAAGGAGCGACGCGCUCUAACUCCCCCGCUAGCGCCACCGCCACGGAUCACGAGGGAGUACAGUCGAAAGGAAAUGACCUACCUCCAACAGGCUUCGCCGCUCUUCAAGCCACCGCAAGAGCUCCGUCAGGAGAUCUACCGAUACGUCCUACUCACGCCGGGAGUAUACGUGAUCUGCGAUCUUGUCACACCUUGUUCCAACUAUUACAGCAUUUGGUUACUGAGUGAUGCAAAGAAAGAUAAGAAGACUGAAUUAUUUCUCGACUUUCUACCAACCAGGGACGACCCCACUAUUCUUGGGUUAUUGCUAAGCUGUCGAAGAGUCUACGCCGAGGCAAGGGACAUUUUUUACGGGGAAACUAAAUGGCAUUUUCCCCUGGACAAGGGCCUCUUCCAGCUCAUUGAACGCCUUCCUCCAGCCCGCCUGAACACAAUUCGAGACAUCGCGCUAGAAGCUCGAAACGUAAGAGGCAAGGGCGGAGAUGAUGACCUCUCUAUUUGGAAGGAAAUGGUCAAAGCAGCAACCAGCUUGAAGGGCCUCCGUACAGUUACCGUGUACAUCCCACCGUCGGAAACCAAGACGAACACGCAAAUGGUAGAGGUAGCCCGAGAAGCCAAUUUCCCGGCUUUAGAAAUUUUCCGCGCGGAUGUUUAUCUGUAUUGCAUUUCAUUGUGA